Messenger RNA from Chara braunii, 1867 nucleotides. The record is from the annotation of a GenBank genome assembly. Lineage: Eukaryota; Viridiplantae; Streptophyta; Charophyceae; Charales; Characeae.
GUUGAAAAGGAGAUUCUGGGCCGCAGUCCGUACGACAGUACUCUAUUGUCCACGUCUCCGACGGUGUCAUCUAAUCACUGAUUCGUCGCCGCAAGCCAGCACUUCCCGCCCUUUGCCCCUCCACUCUCACGCUUUGUGCACCUCGUGCAGUCCCCCCUCACGCGCCGCAAGCACGUGCUCUUUUUUCUAUGGCCAUCAUCGUCGCGGCUCCUGCCCACCACGACUGCGCAUCAUCCACGUGCUCCUUCGUCGACGUGGCCGUCGUUGAUAUCCAAGCGUCGUACUUCGACGUGCUCCUUCAUCGACGCGCUCCUUCGUCCACGUGUUCGUCGUUGCCGAGUUGCGGACGACAUGGCCCCGAGGAACGCAUCAGCAAAGGCCAGGCAAAAUAGCGGGGCGGGCGACGAGGGGAAAACCAAGAGAGGCAGAGGGCAUAUCCCUAAGCCGAAAAGGCAGCGCGUUGAAGAGUUGAGCUCCGAGCACACUGCAGACUUCCAGCCAGAAGAAGUGGUGAUGGUGGACGCGCAAGGUACUUCAGCGGCACCGCGAUUGGGUUUCGGUCGGGAUGGGUUGACGAGGGAACAGGUGUCCGCUGUCAAGCAGAGCAUUGUUGUCGGUGCUGCUGGUGCGUCGCAAAGGACCCCGAAGGCGGCAGGGGUUGUCAUAACGGAGGUGCGCGUCCCGAGGCAACUUCCCGCGGCGACGGGGCAGGGCCAGCCACGUCAGGCACUUCCACUGCAACAGCUGGGGGCUUCAAGGGGGGGAAAGCAUAGCCCGCGCAAAAGGGCGAUGCAACGGCGAUCAGCACUCGGACGGCGGCGGCGGAUCGCAGUGGUAGAACUGGAGUCGCCGAAGGGACCGGGGAAACCCUUGAGGGAGGCGGUUGGCGAGUGCGCGGACUACUUCAUCGCAAUCGCCAAUGGAGACGCGGGAGCUGAACUGCCUGCGAUGCUCAUACUACCGCCGAACGACGUGCCGCGCUUCAAGAUCGACGACCCUGCGCAGCGUGAACCGGCUCUGCGCAAAGCCCGCAACGUCGAGAAACUGGUGUUGCGCGCCAUCCACGGCUGGAUUUUCAAAUUGUCGUUGUGGUCGGCUGGAUUCACUCGUGCAGAGUCCUACAUCAGUGUCGAUAUUGCCACAGACGUCGCACGAGCAGUUUGGCAGGGGCAGGAAUGGUCGAACGUGGUGUCCCCUGCACUCGUGUACCACAAUCUCGCGCUGAAGAUGGACGUGCCUCUGUGGUUCGCGGGGGUGAAGAUUGUGGAUCGGCCCGAGAACGACGACAUGGCGGCGCGGCAGGAGGCGACAGUUCUUCGCAUCGCGGAGUGCUGGACAAGCGCACUGUGUUGUGGACAAUGGGCGAACGGUGGGCGCGUGAAACAUGAGAGGUUGUCUAGGCAUGUGGACUGUCUUCGAGCGUUGUUGAGCGCGUGCAUGUGGAUCACGCGCAUGGGUGGUGAGGACGACCGUUCGCACUACGAGGCGUGCCUUUACUCGUCCAUGGUCGCCAAACCGACAAUGAUAGCGGCGGGGUCAUACAUCUUCAACUGGCGGCGACACAUCGUCGACAGCGCGAACCUCGUCUUGGAUCGUAUAGGGAAGGUUCACCUCACGCUGGGAGAAUACCCGCACUGCAUUCCGAAAUGGUGUGACUGCGGGUUGGUGUUCGGCCACAACGCGGCCCUGAAGAACGCGGCGGAAGCCGCGAAACACGGAUGGAUUGGCAGCGGGCCUGCGGCGGAGGAAGUGGGAGACGAGGACGGUUGACACGUGGGUGCAUCCGUGGCGCAGCGUCAGGGUGCGGAUCGUCGACUGAUUGUAGUAUUGAAAGACGCAACGACGAACGCAGUGCCUGCGACCGCAG